Molecule: messenger RNA, 555 nt
Organism: Eurytemora carolleeae
Lineage: Eukaryota; Metazoa; Arthropoda; Copepoda; Calanoida; Temoridae
Product: zinc finger FYVE domain-containing protein 1
Exons: 7
Molecular function (GO): metal ion binding
Source: RefSeq, a predicted model, not a curated record
UUUAUAGAUGGUGUGACCGCUAUUUCUGGAAGUGUAACUGAAGUGUCUGGAGCGCCAGCUGUUUCUCUAGCAAGAUGGGCGGCGGAUCAAGUUGCUCCCAGCUACUGGAAACCCAAUUCGGAAAUAGUUAAAUGUCAUAGCUGUCCCACUAUUUUUAGCGGAACCUGUAAAAUACAUCACUGUAGAAAGUGUGGGGAGGGGUUUUGUGAUACUUGCUCAAACUACCAGAAACCUGUACCAGAGAAGGGUUGGGGUGUUCAUCCCGUUCGUGUUUGUAAACUCUGUAGUCUGGUUUGUGAUCAGGAUGUUGUUCAUAAUUCUCAUCAGACUGAACCUAAAGAAGUUCAAGUUAGAAAGGUUGGAGAAAGUGUACUGGGUACAGUUAGCAGUUUAGCUAAUACUCUGGAGAUACCGAUAUCAUUAAUCAAGGAUUCAGCUCGACCUGAAUAUUGGGUACCUGAUUCAGAAAUAAACAGCUGUGCAGUUUGUGAUAAUCCUAUUGGACCCAAAGCUCCGGUCUCACAGGUGAUAGAGCAGUGAUCCCUGGAUCCUUAU